This is a messenger RNA of Brassica napus (rape), 651 nucleotides long. RefSeq lists its product as uncharacterized. Gene Ontology annotation, molecular function: zinc ion binding; nucleic acid binding. Bases 1 to 651 code for a protein of 216 amino acids. NCBI's taxonomy places the organism in Eukaryota, Viridiplantae, Streptophyta, Magnoliopsida, Brassicales, Brassicaceae. The record is from RefSeq and is a predicted model, not a curated record. The transcript has 2 exons.
AUGACUGUGAGGGAGUAUGAAGCGGAAUUCAACAGCCUCAAGAAGUAUGCUAGGCGUGAGGCCGAGUCGGAAAUCUCCUUGGUCCGCAAAUUCAUGCGCGGACUCAGGGUUGAUCUCCGAACUCGUUGUAAAAUCCGCAACUAUGAUACUGUGACCGAGCUGGUGGAAAAGGCCGCAGAACAGGAAGCUGGAAUCAGUGAGGAAGCCAAGGUGUUUGGCACAAUGGCGCAUGUCCAUCCUGGUAAGCAUGCGGGAAAGAAUCAAAAGCCGGUGAAGGCUGGCUCUUCCAGCAAGCCGAAUGCAACAGGUCGCAGUGCGUGUUCGACUUGCGGGAAGAUGCACUCUGGUGUCUGCCGUGCUGCUACGGGAGCUUGUCACCGUUGCGGAAGUAUGGACCACAAGGUGCGUGAUUGCCCUGAGGAAGACCUAAGGCUGAAGAGCCAAAACAAGGGUACUGGGGAACGUGUGUGCUACAACUGCGGCGAUACGGGGCACUACAAGAAUCAGUGUCCGAAGGAUGAAAAAUCUGCUGGGAAGCGUCCGAGUGAUGGGCCUCAUCCGGCGGCAAAGAGGCAGGCCAUCAUGCCGCGGGUGUACACAAUCGGUGAUGAGUCAAUGGACCCAAGCACGUCUCGUCCGAUCACUGAGUAG